This is a messenger RNA of Rhizopus microsporus ATCC 52813, 696 nucleotides long. Its product is annotated as beta 6 subunit of the 20S proteasome. The transcript is spliced from 4 exons. The record is from RefSeq and is a predicted model, not a curated record. Gene Ontology annotation, cellular component: proteasome core complex. Bases 1 to 696 code for a protein of 231 amino acids. NCBI's taxonomy places the organism in Eukaryota, Fungi, Mucoromycota, Mucoromycetes, Mucorales, Rhizopodaceae.
AUGCUUUCGAAUUCAAUGGAAAAUGCUGCUACCUCUGUUCCUGUGCAGCAUAGAUUUGAACCCUAUGAUGAUAAUGGAGGAACAAGUGUAGCCAUUGCAGGAAAGGAUUAUUGUGUGGUUGCUGCAGACACUAGACAAAGUACUGGCUACAACAUCAACUCUCGAUUUGCACCUAAAGCUUAUAAACUAUCAGAAACUUCAGUUAUUGCCAUGAAUGGUUUUCAUGCUGACGGAUUGACCUUGAAGAAAGUGCUUGAUCAGAGGCUCAAGUGGUAUAAAUUCUCUCAUGAUAAAGAUAUGUCAUGUACUGCCUUGGCUCAAAUGCUAUCAAUCACAUUGUACCAAAGAAGAUUCUUCCCUUAUUACAGUUUUUGUGUUUUGGGUGGUGUCGAUGACGAAGGAAAAGGCGCAGUAUAUUGUUAUGAUGCUAUUGGAUCUUACGAACGAGAGAAAUGUCGUGCAAGUGGUUCAGCAGCAGCAUUGAUUCAACCUUUCUUGGAUAACCAGGUCUCGAAGAAGAAUAUGCAGAAUGUACAAUACCAAGAUGUGGAAUUGGAAGAGGCAAUUAAGAUUGUAAAGGACGCAUUUACAUCUGCUACUGAACGAGAUAUUUACACUGGUGAUAACCUUCAAAUCUUUAUUAUUCGUAAGGAUCAUCCUGUCGAAGUUCAAACUUAUCCUUUAAAGAAAGAUUAA